AUGAUUUGGCUGGAGCUGUUGAAGAGAAUUUCGAUGUGGAAACACUCGGAAUUCUCUUCAACGCCUCCCAAGUCCGGAAAGAAGACUGCUCCCCUCCCUUACCCCCAGGGCAAGGCUGGUGCUAGCAAGAAGGGCCCCAAGAACCCUCUCAUCGAGAAGCGCCCCCGCAACUUCGGUAUUGGCCAGGACAUCCAGCCCAAGCGCAAUCUCGGCCGUUUCGUCAAGUGGCCCGAGUAUGUCCGUCUGCAGCGCCAGAAGAAGAUCUUGAACCUCCGUCUCAAGGUCCCUCCUUCCAUCGCUCAGUUCCAGAACACCCUGGACCGCAACACCGCUGCCCAGACCUUCAAGCUCCUCAACAAGUACCGCCCUGAGACCAAGGUCGAGAAGAAGGAGCGUCUCCACGCCGAGGCCACCGCCGUCUCCGAGGGCAAGAAGAAGGAGGAUGUCUCCAAGAAGCCCUACCACGUCAAGUACGGUCUGAACCACGUUGUCGGCCUCGUUGAGAACAAGAAGGCUUCCCUUGUCCUCAUCGCCCACGACGUUGACCCCAUUGAGCUGGUUGUCUUCCUUCCCGCUCUCUGCCGCAAGAUGGGUGUCCCCUACGCCAUCGUCAAGGGCAAGGCCCGUCUCGGUACCGUUGUCCACAAGAAGACCUCCGCUGUUCUCGCUCUCACCGAGACCCGCUCCGAGGACAAGGCUGAGUUCUCCAAGCUCCUCUCCGCCAUCAAGGAGGGCUACACCGACAAGUACGAGGACUCCCGCCGCCACUGGGGUGGUGGUAUCAUGGGUGCCAAGGCCGUCGCCCGCCAGGAGAAGAAGCGUAAGGCCGUUGAGGGCGCCCUCCGCGUUUAAAGCUAGAAAUAGCCUAGAACGGGAUGGAUUUCGUGUUUUCAACGAUCUUAAUGACAGUCUAAUAUCUUCCGGCAAUGGACAAUAGCAUCCAAGAUACAAAAGUUUGGGAUCCUUUUUCUUUUUAUACCUCAGGUGUCAAGCUUUUCAAAAGAAAGUUGGGAUGGUGUUUUCCGAAGGGAGGCUUCUUCGGUUGACUUGUUGACGGCUUUAGCUUAUCCUAAAAUCCCAAUCCAUCUUGAAUGGUCCUUGUCUCGUUUCUUUUUCUUUUAUGUACACCUCGCAGAUACCCAUGAAUGCAUUUCAGACCUC
Aspergillus steynii IBT 23096 is the source of this 1161-nucleotide messenger RNA. RefSeq names its product 60S ribosomal eL8 domain-containing protein. Lineage: Eukaryota; Fungi; Ascomycota; Eurotiomycetes; Eurotiales; Aspergillaceae. The record is from RefSeq and is a predicted model, not a curated record. Gene Ontology annotation, cellular component: ribonucleoprotein complex. Bases 1 to 852 code for a protein of 283 amino acids. Gene Ontology annotation, biological process: ribosome biogenesis. The transcript is spliced from 4 exons.